Sabethes cyaneus is the source of this 1335-nucleotide messenger RNA. RefSeq lists its product as uncharacterized. The transcript is spliced from 4 exons. Bases 90 to 1061 code for a protein of 323 amino acids. The record is from RefSeq and is a predicted model, not a curated record. Lineage: Eukaryota; Metazoa; Arthropoda; Insecta; Diptera; Culicidae.
UGACCAUGUGAUCGUGAUUAUGGGCAUGUGUGAAGUGUGACGCAACUGCUUAUACUGAGUAGCACCCGAAUUAAUCCCGCUGGCCCAGCAUGGAGGCCCAGACGGCCCUAGUACUGACGAUCCAGCUGAUUGCGCUCUUCUCGAUCGCCGGUGCCUUGCUGCUCUACCUGCUGUGUAAAGUUCGUGGAACCCGAGACGAAGGUGAUGGAUCGCAGAAAGGUUCGAUCCUGGUGACAUGUGCCGAUACGGCAUUGGGAUUACAGAUCUGCACCUAUUUCGCCAGCAAGGGCCAUCGAGUGUUCGCCGGAAUGAAAGAUCCAAUCGAAUCCCUGCCGGCGAAGCUGCUCAAAGGUUGGAUGAAAAUGCGCGAAAGUUCGGAAACGCCGCUGGCCGGUUCUGUGGUUCCGCUGCGAAUUGACGUAACCCGUGAGGACAUCCUGCGCGAGGCAGCCGAAGCGAUGGGCAUCCAUUUGAACGCCGGUGAGCGGGGUAUCCUGGCCGUGAUCAACACCGCAGGUUCGGUGUACCGUGGACGAAUCGAUUCGCAGGAUUCGCUGCAAUGGGAAAACAUGUUCAAAAACAACGUUAUGGGUUGCUUGAGAACGGCACGUGCAUUCAUUGGCUUGCUGAGACCAACCCGUGGCCGCUUGAUCUUGCUGGGCUCAGGAAACGAAGACGAAGGGUUGACGGUAUUUACGGCUACCAGAAAUGCUGUUCAAGGCUGUGCAGACGCUCUGCGCAGAGAGCUUAAACCUUACGGAGUUAGUGUGGUUACGUUGGAUUCCAGAGGAGUCCCUGCUGAAGCUCUGUUCAAGGCUCCGAUACCAUACACCAUCUCUGACGAGGAAGGAGUUCCCACGCAAUACAGUGCCGAAGUGUUAACCAGCUCAGCCUUGGGAGUGAUCGAACGAGCUUUGUACGAAACGAGACCAAGCGAAACCUAUUGCCUGUCGGUGCCGACCACAAAGUUCCAGGUCAGGCUACCGUGUCGAUCCUCGCUCAAGAUAUCCAGCGGUGCCAGCUGUAAGCAGGAACCACCAAAAACGAUUCAGAAUGUUUGAUCUAACGAUCGCAUGCUUCGCUUAACGUUAGUCUGGUCGCCUUUUCGUAUGCAUAUUUUGCGAUUCUUUUGGCCAGUCGUUCCGGGAAACCCGCAAGAGAGCGAAAGAUUUCAAUUUGUGCCUUUCUUCCAAAGUAUGUUCGUCCGGAGUGCUACAUACUAGUGACAGAGUCAAGUUUUGGAUUUAUGCCGAACAAAAUAAACGAAUAAAUUUCACCGUUACAGUUUCUGCACUGUCCGGUAUGCACCUAGUGCCACUCUGCUUGAGAGAAUGA